AUGUCUUCUUCCGAACUAGUCGAUAUUACAGGACUAGAUAAAGUCAAGUUGAUGUUGGCACUUUACGAAAAAGCAUGUCGGAGCAUGUACGAUGUUGGCCAUCUUAGUGCUGAGGAAGCUCGCUGCAUGUUCGAUAAACAGAAGGGCAAUUUCGACUACGUGAAUGGUCGUUGUUUCAAGUGUAAUCUUAGCGGGGACUUUGUUUCCCCAUGGGGUUACGACCGUGACGCAGGCAAGGGGCGGUUCGAGGAGGUGGUUACAGAAUUGCGUAAAAACGGCGACUCUUAA
This is a messenger RNA of Nannizzia gypsea CBS 118893, 288 nucleotides long. RefSeq lists its product as hypothetical. The transcript is spliced from 2 exons. Lineage: Eukaryota; Fungi; Ascomycota; Eurotiomycetes; Onygenales; Arthrodermataceae. The record is from RefSeq and is a predicted model, not a curated record. The coding region runs from base 1 to 288 and encodes 95 amino acids.